GCUUCAGAGGUCGAAGUUGAAAAUUGACGUAGUAGGGCUCGUGCUUGGACGGUUCGCGGGAAACGUCCCAAAACAAAUCCGUCCACUUGGGCACGCGACCAAUUGAAGAGCAGAUUAUCGAUUAAUCUACCGGCGAAACGAAUCGAUCUGAUCAAAACUACAUCUUCUUCAAACUCGGAACUUUAAACUCAAAGUCACCGCGGGAUUUCAAACAGAAAACGUCCCGAGCUCAGGCUAACACAGGAGCUAAUCGGUUAGCAUCGUCGGCUAGCUCGUCCCCGACUGUGGAGGUAACCCUUACCCGCUGAGGACGCUCCAGUAAGCGGGGAAACAUGGCAGAGAGGCCCGAAGACCUGAACCUCCCCAACGCGGUGAUCACCCGGAUCAUCAAGGAGGCGCUCCCAGAUGGGGUGAACGUGUCCAAAGAAGCGCGCAGAGCCAUCUCACAAGCUGCCAGUGUGUUUGUGCUGUACGCCACAUCCUGUGCAAACAACUUUGCCAUGAAAGCGAAGAGGAAAACUCUGAACGCAGGAGACGUCCUGGCUGCGAUGGAGGAGAUGGAGUUUGAACGUUUCCUGGAGCCGCUCAGGGAAGCUCUGGAGGUUUACAAGAAGGGCCAGAAGGGAAAAAAGGAAGUGUCGGAGCAGAAACGAAAAGAUAAAGAGAAGAAGAACGACUCGGAGAACGACAAGAGUCGGGAGGAGGAAGAGGAGGAGGAGGAGGAACGCAUGGAGGAGGAGCCUGAAGCGGAGAACGAGGCGGAGGAGGAGGACGAGGAGGAAGUGGAGAACUGAUGAUCGAUCAACUGAUGAGGUCAUCGCCGGCUGGGCGUGAUGUAUUCAGGUUCUGCUGGGUCAUCAUAGAGCUGCAGUGGAUCAGUAUGUGGAUGAUGAGCUCAUCGGAGGAGAGGGGACUCUGAUGGCGGCGCUGCAGCUGCGGUCUUCCAACAAACAAAAGCACAAAGUCAAACGACGUCAGCUCUUCCUCUUCUUCGUUUCUUUAUGUCGUCUUUUUUAUAUUACUGCUUCACCUUCACACAGACAGUAAAACAAACUCACCGACUGAUUUUAGGUAAAUAAUCUGAUUCUUCAGUUCUCCGCUAGAGGGCGUCAGAACACAAAACGUGUUAGCAGGUUAGAGUCCCAACACAGCAUCUCUUCUUGUUUCUAUCACACGGAGCUGCAGACGACCUCCUGCAGAGCGACACUGUGCAGGAGUCUGCAGCUUCCAGUGAUUCAAAGAAGAAGAAAGGACUCCGAUAGUCGCUGCCUGGGACUUGUGAUGAUGUUGAACCGCAGUACAUCCCUCCCCUGCAGGUCUUUCCUUCACAGUCUCAGCUUGAAUUUGGAUCCAGUUUGAGUUCUAACGCCCCGACAGAAUCUGGAGCGGUUUAGUGAGUUUAUAAUAAUAUGUGGCGGCUCGUUGUGGAACCAUUUAUACUUUUGUAGAAACGUUUUUGAUGUUUGAGAUUUUCAAUAAAUAUUUUGUAUAAAAAGGUU
Labrus mixtus (cuckoo wrasse) is the source of this 1499-nucleotide messenger RNA. RefSeq names its product polymerase (DNA directed), epsilon 3 (p17 subunit) (gene pole3). Gene Ontology annotation, cellular component: epsilon DNA polymerase complex; CHRAC. The record is from RefSeq and is a predicted model, not a curated record. The transcript is spliced from 4 exons. NCBI's taxonomy places the organism in Eukaryota, Metazoa, Chordata, Actinopteri, Labriformes, Labridae. The coding region runs from base 333 to 794 and encodes 153 amino acids. Gene Ontology annotation, molecular function: chromatin DNA binding; protein heterodimerization activity. Gene Ontology annotation, biological process: DNA damage response; leading strand elongation; heterochromatin formation.